Molecule: messenger RNA, 615 nt
Organism: Spirometra erinaceieuropaei
Lineage: Eukaryota; Metazoa; Platyhelminthes; Cestoda; Diphyllobothriidea; Diphyllobothriidae
Source: the annotation of a GenBank genome assembly
AUGGACGAUGCCAGCCUACCUAAACAACACAUCUAUCGAGACAACAUCACGGGUGCUCUCCAAAGCCAGCCAGACAUUUGGCCGGCUGCAAGCCUCCGUGUGCGAUUGCCCCAGCAUCCAACUGAAUGCCAAACUGAAAAUAUACAACGCCGUCGUCCCGAUGACACUCCAGUACGGAGCGGAGACCUGGACAGUCUACUCAAACCAUGCCAGGAACCUCAGUUACUUCGUUUUAACUGCUUUUUCAGAAUACUGAAGCUGCGAUGGCAGAACAGGAUCCCGAGUAAGGGGAUCUUGAAACCGACCGGAAUCCCCAGCAUUCACGUCAUGCUGAGGCAACUGCAACUGCGAUGGAGCGGCCAUCUGGGGAGAAUAGACGAUGCUCGCCUACCAAAACAAUACUUCUAUGGAGAUGCUGCCACGGGUGCUCGCCGACCCGAAGGACCAAAACCACGCCACAAGGACACUUUGAAGAAUUCUCUAAAGCGACUGCAUAACAACCAAGAGACCUGGAAAGACCUCGCCCAGAACGGGCCGGCCUGGAGUAGAGAAGUAAAAAAUGACGCAGCCAUCCACGAAGCGAACCGAUUCACCACCGCCAAGGCCGAAAUGUAG